Molecule: messenger RNA, 4841 nt
Organism: Manis pentadactyla (Chinese pangolin)
Lineage: Eukaryota; Metazoa; Chordata; Mammalia; Pholidota; Manidae
Gene: KBTBD12
Product: kelch repeat and BTB domain containing 12
Exons: 6
Coding region: 442-2313 (623 amino acids)
Molecular function (GO): protein binding
Source: RefSeq, a predicted model, not a curated record
CCGUGGUCCCUGCCGCCUGACGCGGCGAUGCCGAGCACCUGUCGCCUCAGAGUUGCUGCCAGCGCCCUCCCUCCCGUUCCGCAGGGCGUGGGUCCCGGGUCCCCUGACCUCACGGCGCCGUCUAUUUAUAGCACUCGGCCGGCACAAGCCCAUAUUGGGCAGUGCGGGCCAGUCCCGCUGGCCGCCCGCCCGGCCCUCCCGACCCGGGAGCGUCCCGGUGGCUACCAGGCCAGGUCGCGGUGCCAUCGCGGGCGGCCUCUGAGGAGCGAGGGGGUCCGUGCUCCAUAAUUUUUUCCUUAGAAGAAAACAGCUUCUUUUCCUUCCCUCAGGAAUGUUACACAACAUCUCUGUUGUUUUGUGAGAAAUUAGACAUGCAAACAGCCCCUCAAGAAUCGAGCUAAAUUUAAAGAAGACUUACUUAGAAACAUUGGAGAGUGUAUCAUGGCGUACAAGACCGAGGGAAAAGAAAAAUGCCAGCACAGCUUGAAUUUACUGAAUAAAGUUAAGAACAUGAAAGAAUUAGGAGAAAUGAUUGAUGUGGUACUCAUAGCGGAAGGGGAGAGAUUUCCUUGCCACAGACUGAUCCUCGCCGCGUUUAGUCCUUAUUUCAAAGCCAUGUUCACCUGUGGACUCCUUGAAUGUACUCAGAGGGAAGUCAUACUGUAUGACAUGACAGCAGAAAGCGUAUCGGUGAUAUUAAAUUACAUGUAUAACGCGGCUUUGGACAUCAAUAAUGCCAAUGUACAGACCGUAGCUAUGGCUGCCUAUUUUAUGCAGAUGGAAGAAAUCUUCAGUGUGUGUCAAAAAUAUAUGAUGGACCAUAUGGAUGCUUCGAACUGUGUAGGUAUCUAUUAUUUUGCAAAGCAGAUUGGAGCUGAAGAUUUAUCUGAUCACUCAAAGAAAUACUUGUAUCAACACUUUGCUGAGGUGAGCUUACAUGAAGAAAUCCUGGAAAUUGAAUUGUACCAAUUUCUGACGCUUAUUAAAUCGGACGACCUUAACAUAUCCAGAGAGGAGAGCAUUCUGGACUUAGUUCUGAGAUGGGUAAAUCAUAACGCAGUACUGCGCACCGAGCAUCUUGUUGAGCUUUUGAAGCAAGUCAGAUUGGAACUUGUAAAUCCUUCCUUUUUAAGACAAGCCCUGAAAAGGAACACAAUGCUUCUGUGUGAUGCGGACUGCAUCGACAUAAUUCAAAACGCAUUCAAAGCCCUCAAGACCCCCCAGCCACACUCUCCAAAUCUUCGUUACGGCAUGGAGACUACUAGCCUUUUGCUCUGCAUUGGCAACAAUUCAUCAGGAAUCAGGUCAAGGCACAGGAACUAUGGGGAUGCCAGUUUUUGUUAUGACCCCACAUCACAGAAGACCUAUUUCAUCUCGUCUCCCAAGUAUGGGGAGGGUUUAGGAACCGUGUGUACUGGUGUUAUCAUGGAGAACAACACUAUAAUUGUAGCUGGAGAAGCAAGUGCCUCCAAACUCUCUAGACAAAAGAACAAGAAUGUUGAAAUCUAUAGGUAUCACGAUAGAGGAAACCAGUUUUGGGAAAAGUUAUGCACAACUGAAUUUCGAGAGCUCUAUGCUUUGGGCAGUGUCCAUAAUGACCUCUAUGUUAUAGGGGGACAGAUGAAAAUUAAGCACCAGUAUCUUAUUACAAACUGUGUUGAUAAGUACUCUGUAGACCGGGACAACUGGAAAAGGGUGUCUCCCCUUCCACUACAGUUGGCGUGUCAUGCUGUGGUAACAGUCAAUAGUAAACUCUAUGUGAUGGGAGGCUGGACCCCGCAGAUGGAUCUUCCUGAUGAAGAACCUGAUCGAUUAAGCAGCAAACUGUUGCAGUAUGACCCCAGCCAAGAUCAAUGGACGGAGCGGGCGCCCAUGAAAUACUCCAAGUACCGAUUCAGUACAGCUGUCCUCAACAGUGAGAUUUAUGUUUUGGGUGGAAUUGGCUGCUUAGGUCAAGACAAAGGCCAAGUUCGAAAGUGCCUUGACGUGGUGGAGAUCUAUAACCCUGAUGGGGACUUUUGGAGAGAGGGCCCACCUAUGCCAAGUCCCCUGCUCUCACUUCGAACCAAUUCUACCAAUGCAGGAGCUGUGGAUGGGAAGCUGUAUGUCUGUGGGGGUUUCCACGGAGCAGACCGCCAUGAGGUUAUCUCCAAAGAAAUCUUGGAGCUAGACCCAUGGGAAAACCAAUGGAACAUUGUAGCCGUCAAUGUCCUCAUGCAUGACAGCUAUGAUGUCUGCCUGGUGGCCAGGAUGAAUCCCCGAGACCUCAUCCCCCCGCCUUCAGAUUUGGUGGAAGAAGGCGGUGAGCACUGAGGUCAGCACUGCUCUGCGGCCUCUGUUUUGUCUGCAAAGGAGGCUUUAGGAACAGAGAGCCCACAGCUUCCGCCCGCACCCAGGACGUGUGUUGCAUGCAUAGUGGCCCAUGUGAAAAAAGCAGUGUGUGCUGGGUGCUCAGUGUGCACGGUCCACCCUCAAGGACCUCCAGUUGGUGAAGAUGGACAAGACACUACAAGGCUGAGUGUGACCAUGGCACAAGUGCACAGGGAGGGUGCCACAGGAGUGCAGGGGAAGGAGGGGCCUCGCAGUGCUGGGGCCUCCAGGGCACGUUACCAAACAUUACCUGGGCCUCCAAGGAUGAGGAUGAAGCAGUCCCAUGAUAAGGCCAUGGAAAUAGCUGAGCAAAGGCACAGAGCAUGGCCAGAUGGCCUGGGCUACACACUCUGCUACUAAGGCUGGAAAAGCCAGUUGUAACUAAAUGACCAAUACCAGGCAGACCCAGGACUCUGGACGUGGUCUCUGAGCACAGUCUCAAAAUUGUGAGGUUAAGGGUAGAUGUCUCUCUGUGCUCUGUUCUGGCCUCAGUCUUAACACUGUCCAUUCACAUGCAGAAUAUACCCUUCUACUGUGGCAGCGUUGUGCAAAGUGGAACUAGCGGUGGGUUACAGUUUCCUAGCGGCCCUGGCACUCAGCCCCCACCGCAGUGAGCGGAGGAUUGCCACCCCGGGUCAGGUGCCCGUCAGGGACAGAGAAGUGGAGGUCUACAGCCCCAGCCCUCCCUGGGGUCGGUAAGUGUCCUGGACUGGACUGCCCUGGACUGGCUCUCAGCACACACACCUCUGCAGGUUGGCCCUGGCUAAAGACAACUGUCCUAGACCAGCAGCAGCCGGGGCCCUGCAGUGGAGGAGAGGAGGCACAUCGCCUCGGCUGCCUGCUGCCUCUUGGAUCCAGCCUUGGCAGUAUCUUCCCCAACACUGGAGGGAAAGCAUGGAGCUGCCUCUUUAGCCCACAGUUGAGCACAAUCAGAAAGCAGCUACUCCCAAAAUGUAUUUCAGAGAUGACAUUUAAACAGCACCUGGGACACUGCAUCCAUUUUACUUACUAUCUAUACUUCUGGAAGCAGAGUGGAUUCAAAGAAUGCAUUUGGUAGCUGUUCUUCAACAACUUCUCAAGGCUUCCACACUGCACAGCACUCUUUUGUAAAUAGGAGCGGUCAAUACAUUUUCCCAGAGGGGGACAGCCUGGCUUGAGACAGCUCUCCUUUGCUGCAGAACUUCUUUGCUGGGUCUGUGGUGACCGCUAGCCCGGGUGCCCAGGUUCCAGCUGCUCCACCAGGCAGCAGAGGCGGGUCCAGAUGGAAACCUGUUGCUGCCUCCUUAAGGGGGGACCACUUAGACCAGCGUGGUUGUCCCCUGGCAGACUGGAUGCUAGGAGAGCAGGGACCCUGUCUCUCUGUAGCUGUGCCCUGGUGGCACAUGGGUGGACCUUUGUGUGGCCAGCGUGGGGUAGCAUUUCUCCAUCUGAAGACUGCUCUCGAGCAUGUCUAGGAAUCUGAGUUUCAGCGAGCUAAGCCUUCUCCCUGGUGGAGGCCAUAAUCUCUGCAUUCUUUCCCUCCCUGCAAAGUCGGAGCAGACCCUCCUGGGGGGCUAUGCCAGCUGGGGGCCACCAGAUCUCUGCUUCCCGCACUUCCUCAUAACAGAACCGCUGCACUUGCUGGAACAAACCAGAAGCUGCCACAUUUCCCCGGACCGGGCAGGCCUUCUGGGAGUGUCAUGAUACAUCUUCUAGAUGCACUGGGUACAAAAUCUAGGCUCCAGCCCCCAGCUUUUCUACUUAGCUAAUGGUGUGGCCGUGGACAAAAUGACCUUCCCAAAGCCUUAUUUUCCUCAAAUGCAAAAUGGAAAGAAAAAUGCUUCAUAGCGCUGGUGUGAGGACUGAGUGAGAAGGUGCCGAGCAAAGUGCCGGCUUGAUUCAGAAACAGUAGACCUUCUGUAGCAGCUCUUGUUUUUAUUACCGUGACCAUUGUAACCAGCGUUUCUCAAAGCAGAGCGCCCCAAACAACCCGGGACUUGAGUGGAAUCUCUUGGGAUUUCAGGGACACAGUCCUUCAUUUCCCGGAGCCGGCAGCCAGGCAGCUGAGGUGGGCAUCGGAUGAACAAGCGAGGCUUUGCGUCAGUAUUUGCUCUGGGCUCUGGGUGCUUCCUGUCCUGCACGUUUGUAAUUACAGACAAGACACUUCCGCUCACCUCGUAUUGGAUAUCGUUAGAGAUCCCAGUUUGAAGCCUCAUUUCCCCACCCCUCCUUUUUCCACUUUAGCUGAAGGGUGUCUCGUCAUCGCCCGGAGGACUCAUAAAACUUAACUGUUCCCUCCUUCCAGUCUUGGGGAGGCGGGAUUGCUUGACCCUGAGCAACACAGCAGGGGGAUGACCAGGGCGCUUCCGCUGUCAGCCUACCCCGGGCGCAGUUUGUGUCCAUCAGGAAAGCGACACUGUUCUCACUGAUCGACUUUCUAACAAGCAAAUGCUUCAAAUUUGAACUUACAAAAUAAAGUUUUACUAAUGAAG